GUGGCAACGCGGACUCCAUCAACCGCAAAUACUCGGUUCCUUGUACCUCGGCCUGCGCGCCCUGUUCGGUCACGUGGUGGACCCCUACCACAAGUACAACGUGGCGCCCGGCGUGCUGGAGCACUUCGAGACGGCCCUGCGCGACCCCGCCUACUACCGCAUCGUGGCUCGCGUCAUCGAGCUCUUCCGCCACUACAAGUCGCUGCUCAAGACGUACACGCGCGAGGAGCUCACCUUCCCCGGCGUGAAGAUCGAGGCCGUGGACGUGGACAAGCUGGUGACGUACGUGGACGACUUCGUGUUCGACCUCAACUCCGCCGUGGAAGGUGCCCCAAGUGGAGGUGGCCAAGAAGCUGGACAUCC
Messenger RNA from Gryllus bimaculatus (two-spotted cricket), 363 nucleotides. NCBI's taxonomy places the organism in Eukaryota, Metazoa, Arthropoda, Insecta, Orthoptera, Gryllidae. The record is from the annotation of a GenBank genome assembly.